ACAUUUCAGUGACAUCAGAUAUGGCAUUAAAAGCAGCAUUGAAAUUUCUCGAAAGAACGCACCUACUUCAAGGGAACAGCCAACCACUCACUCUUCCUCGGGAAGCUCGAGCUACUAGAGGUCUGUCUGUAGGCCAUGGUAAUCCACACUGCCAAUCCACACUGAGUCUAUUGGGGAGCAUAGCGGGAUUUGCUAGUCUGACAACACUCCUGGGUAUUGCGCUUUCCAAAGCUGGGAGUAGUGGAGGCGGAGACGCGAGUGGAGAGGACACCAGAACUGCUAUCAACAUUUCAAAUAUGUGGAACCCCAUCAACCCUACUGUUUCUUCUCAGUCUGUGGCAAAACUCCCAGCUUUGACUGAAGGUUCAUCUCUGAUUGAAAGCUUCCCAUUCCUGCCUGAUCUUGGGCUCUUGAGAAGCAACUUGUCCUACCCUGAUCUGCAUAGAACAAGUCCUCAGCCAGUUUUACCAGGUUCUUCUAUAAAUCGUGAUGCAACACUUAUUAGUCUGGCAGAUAAUACAGCAAUGAAAGAUUAAGAAAAGCAAAACAUCCUUGCCUUUUCAUCACAUGACUUUAAACCAGACUAACUGAAGACUAACAAUAAAAACAACCUCAUUGGAAAAUUACGUAAACAGAAAAUUAUGUUAACUUUUUUCUGAAGGUUAUUUAAUGCUUGCAUUGUCUAAUUGAAUGAUGAAUCAGUAAUUUCACUUGCUCCAUGUUUAUAUAUUAAAACCAGGUAAUACAUCUCUCAUUAUAUUCCAUUUCAUGUUUUAGUGCACAGACAAAAUAAAAUUCUUUAAUUUUACUUUAUACAUUGUAAUCUUACUUUUUCAGGUACCUGUGAUUUGUAAUGCAAUAAUCUAUUUCUUGGUUACCAACGUUAAUAAAAAUGGUAAAGAUACCAUAUUUUCCUUUUAUGUUGUGUAUUCCAAGAAUGUAACUAUAUAUAUACACACACAUCAAUUAUAUCUGAGAAGGUAAUGAAUAAUCUUUUAUCAAGAAUGGUUUAUUCAAGAUUGUCCUGACAAUGGAAGGCUUUUGUGAGACCUUAUCAAUCCCCAUGUAUGAACAAAUUUUGGAAAGUACAUCUGUUCAAAAUAUUUGGCAGUUGCAAAAUAUAACCAAAAAGUAUCCUGAUACUAAUUUUCUAUAUCAUGAUUUAAUUAUAACUGAAGAGCAUGUAAAAGACUAAAGAAUACUAUGCUGAAAAAUUCAAGUAAAUAAUCAGAAAUUUUAAAAUGUGAAAAUAUGCUAUCUGGUCUGUUCCUUCCCUGUCUUAUGCACAACUGCCACUCCCUGUGACAGCUACCACAUCCAAAAAGGUCAAAACACAUUUCAGGUGUGAUGUGCUGAAUCUGUGGGAUUUGUCCAAAUUACAUAAACAUGUAUGCUUAGUAUAUAAUACUUAAAUACUCUGUAACUUAUAUAAUAACAAUUUACUAAGAAUGGAAAGAAGGUAAUGCAUACCAUGAUAUGAACAUCAAGACAAGUAUUAUAUAAAUUCUUAUUCCUCUCGAAUGUUCUAGUGGCAUGGAGUGGUGAUCUAUGCUGGUUCCUCAG
Molecule: messenger RNA, 1563 nt
Organism: Penaeus chinensis
Lineage: Eukaryota; Metazoa; Arthropoda; Malacostraca; Decapoda; Penaeidae
Exons: 3
Coding region: 21-536 (171 amino acids)
Source: RefSeq, a predicted model, not a curated record